Molecule: messenger RNA, 9074 nt
Organism: Coregonus sp. 'balchen'
Lineage: Eukaryota; Metazoa; Chordata; Actinopteri; Salmoniformes; Salmonidae
Source: the annotation of a GenBank genome assembly
GACAGCGAGGCAUUGCUGUCCCUGUCUCGUUCUGAGGGGGUUCCUAUCUCCCUGUCUCUGGGAAUGAAGACCAAGCGAAGCCCCCCUUCCCGCUGGCUCCUGGUACACUACCACGGAGGAGGCUUUGUGGCCCAGACCUCCAAAUCUCACGAGGUAAGAACACCUUCUCUCUCCUCUCUCUCUCGGGAGGAAUUGACCGUCACGGGUUCGGAAUUAUUGUGUUUUCUCUCCAUGGCUUCCCUGUAAUGAGCCGUUCCUACUUAUGACUGUUUAAUUAAUCCAACAGGGUUGAUGGACACAUGUAUUUAUAUCACUAUUAUCCAGUGAUUGGUUGCAGGCCAGCCCCCCUCUUCCUAUUCUGUCGGUCUCUCCUCUCUCCUCUCCCUCCUCAUUCCAUCUCCUCUCUCUCUCCCCCUGUCCUCUUGAAGUGGUCAUCUCCGAGCUCAGCCUCAGAUGAGACGGGUCUGUAUUAUAUAACCAGCAGGCUACUUUAAACCACUGAGAUGCGUCACCAUGAAACCAGAGUGGACUGGCAGUCCCUUGAUCUCCAAUAGCCUAGCAACCAGAGGCUGUAGGAAGUGAUCUGAGGAGGAACAAGGCUGUCAUGUUGAAUUAGCUGAGAACUCUGCAUUAAGUUAUUAUAGCUUUAUAUUCCAUAGGCCCUAAUGGAAGAUGUGUGUCUGUGUGAUCUCCCUGCUCUAGGCUCUCUUCUCUCUCCUCUAACCCUGUCCUUUAAGCUUUCCUCCUUUCUGAUCAUUAUUCCGUUUGUUCUCUACUCUCCUUUGUCCUAAUGACCUCUUCUCUCAUUUUUGUAAUCCACCUCUGCUCUUUGCUUUCCUUUCCCCACGACGUUCCUUUCUCUCUCCUCCCUCCUUCACUUUACCCACUCUUUCCCCUGGCCAGUGGGGAGAUGGAUGGAGUCUGUGAGGGCAGGAGCCUGUGGUGUCCCUCCUCUCUUCUCUCCAUUCUUCACUUUUCUCUCUCUCCUGCCACCUUCACUCCCCCUCCUUCCUCCUCUCCUCCUGAAGUGUUCAGGAAGAUGGAUAGUGUCUAAGGGCAGAAGCUCUCCUGCACACUCUCUCUCUCAAUCUCUCAGAGGGAGCUGUUUGUGUGAGGGAAGAAGCCUGUGGUGUCCCUCCUCUCAGCACCCCAUUGAUCCAGACCCCCAGUAAUGGAUGGGCCACAACUUAAUCACUCAAGUGUGUGUGUGACAGAGGUGCCCAGAAGCAGAUUAACCACAGUGGAACUACUACUCCCAGUAAUCCCUGCAGUAGGAGAUGAUCUGCAUGGUUAUGGAUAGGUGUGUGUGUCCCUGUUGUGGGCAUAUUUUCCACACACGCCUCUCCUCAGGACAGUUUAGACGCAGCCUGUUGUUCUGUAGGCAUUAAUCUCUCUCUAUGGGGGCCGCUGACGGGUGUCAAAACGCAUCAUGUACUGACAAUGACGAUCGUUUAAAUUGACACGCACACACACGCCACACCACACGUCAGCGGUGCCAGACUGUGAUCCAUUAUGACAGCGUGGCUUUAAGAGUGCAGGGCAGAUUCCCGGGGAUGGUGUUGAGGUGGUGUUUGGCAGUGUGAUGUGGUCACAUCCAGUCAUGGGCCGCUGAGGUGAGGCACUCUGUGUAUUGGUUAGAGAGGCGGAGCUGUCACUACUGACACUGUCACUGAUGCUUAGAGAGAAGAGGAGGAGCGGCGGUGGAGCGACAGGAGAGAGGGUAGACUAAUAUUGUCAGAUGAGAUUUAUUGUCGGAUGUACGCACUCUGACCUCUCACUUACCUAGCUAAGUACUUGAUGACCUUACAAGGUUAUAAUAUAAAAGCAAGUAUUCUAAGGAUGUCUGAUCUGGAAAGUAUGUUUCUAAGAAUCCUAAGCACUUAGCUACCAUGACUUCAAAUUGCAUAGCAACAAGAGGCUAACACCAACACUGUUUUAGUGAGAGCAAAGCAAGGUUGUCAUGUUGCAUUUGUGAGCACAGUGCACAUACCUGGUAUUUUCAUAACAGAAUUACCAAGCUGCCACUGGAGUUAGGCAGUGUACGGUUGGGUUUGUAGUUCACCAAUACAGAACCUGCAAGCUGGGAAUCUGAUACAGGACCUCUCUCCUAUCCUUCCCAACACCACCUCCUGAACUGCAAACACCACUCUGCCUGCCCUGCCUAUUUAAUGGUAGGGGGAUGCACCGUCUACAGUAAACUCACUCCUUUCUCCUCCAUUCUCCCCCUCUCUUUUUUCCAGCCGUAUCUGAAGAGCUGGUCUCAGGACCUGGGUGUGCCCAUCCUGUCUGUGGAUUACUCUCUGGCCCCUGAAGCUCCCUUCCCCAGGGCCCUGGAGGACUGCUUCUAUGCCUACUGCUGGGCCAUCAAGAACCACCACCUGCUGGGUAGGACAACACACUACUACCACUUUAUCAUAAAAUAUAAUUAUCCUUAAUGUCCCGAGGGGAAAAUGUCUUAGACAACAUUUUGAUGCUGUAUAUAAAAUAGACAGACCUGCUUUUUCAGAUGGGAUUUAUUCCCAAUGAUCUCAAUAUUUACUAUGGGUACUUCCUGGUACUUAAUUGAUUGUUAUUAUGACAGAAAGCUAAAGACUGGUUAGCUUGGAACUCAGUCAACUGAAGGCCAUAGUCUCAACUUAUGUCUCAAAUAUGAAACACUUUCAUAUCAACAACCAGCCCCUCCAUUGCCCCAUAUAGACUCGGGUACAGAGAGUGGGAGAUCACAUGCAGAUCACUUGAAAGUGUUAUAAGGACUCUCACUUAUAGUCAGCUUUUCUGUUUCUCUCUCACUUUGUCCCCUUCUCUCACUCUCUUGCCUCAAUCUACUGACUCUGUGACUCCCCUUCUCUCUCUCAGGUUGGACAGGGGAGAAUGUGUGUCUGGCCGGUGACAGUGCUGGUGGUAACCUGUGUAUUACCACAUCGAUGCGCGCUGCGUCUCACGGUGUGCGGAUGCCUGAUGGCAUCGUAGCUGCCUACCCUGCCAUCCUGCUCACCGCCUACGCCUCGCCCUCCCGCCUGCUCACUCUUUUCGACCCCCUGCUGCCCCUCAGUGUGCUGUCCAGGUGCCUCAGCGCCUACGCAGGUAAAACUGUGUGUAAGAGGGAGCAGAGAUGGUUUGCUGCCCCUCAGCAUAGUGUGUGUUCUUGUUUGUGCAUGGCAUUCAAUGCUGGUGAAGGACGGGUAACUAAUUUCCUCCCUACCUCCCUUCCCAUCCUCUCUCCCCUAGGUGAGGAGCCCCAGGCUGAGAAGCAGGUGGAGAAGGUGAGUACUCUGAGCAUGGUGAGGAGAGACACAGCCCUGCUGCUCAGAGACUUCAAACAGGGAGCUUCCAACUGGAUCCACUCCAUACUGGACCCCAACAGAGCUGUUGCCAUGGCAUCAACAGGUAGGUACACCAGUGUGUGUGUCUGGGGUGUGUGUCUUGUGGUGAGAGGGUGUGUGUGUCUCUGUAUGUACUUGUGUUCAUGCAUCUUGGAGUGUGAGGUGAAAUAAUAUUUCCCUAUUACCGGAAGGGCCAUGUGUGUACAUACAGUAUGGAAGAUUUUAUUGAAAUUGAUAUCCACAGUUAACGUCUAAUUAACCAGUCAUCACCCAUGGCCACCAUCCUGUUACGUCACACCCUCACCCAUCCAUAUCAAUUGACUGGUUAGGCUCUGACCACUAAUUGUGUUGAAACCCCGCUGUAAGCAGACUAUUCCAGGCGUCACCAUGUUAGCUGACACCCAGCAGCUGUGGGCCAGACUAAUGACUGUGUCAUUGGGGGGUGUACAUUAUUAAAGGCUAUGAUGAGGGGAGUUCAUUAUUAAUAAAAGAGCUCAGUGAGUACAGCUUUGAGAUCAGACAAGCCAUGACACCGCUUACAGCUGUGUUGUGACGGGGAGAUCUUAUCGUAAUGACACCAUUAUUGCUUAAAGCUAGAAUCUGCAGUUGAAACGAUAACAAAGAGGACACCCCGCCUCUGUUUUGGUAAAAAGCUGAGGGAUGGGCCUGGAGCAAUGUAACCACUCAAGUUCAUACUGUAGACAGCUAUGGAUGCCAGGACUGACCAUCCAUGUGAUCAAAAUGGUUGUUUUAACCGUGUUUUAAAGCUAUACAGUGUUAGUUUACAUUUAUAUUGUUUACAAACAUUGGGGUAAAAUAAGAUUAUAUUUGGGGUUCUGAUGGGGUAUGACAGUUGAACUAAGCUCAUGAGGCAUUUUUAAAGUUAUAUUCUUCAACAAUCAAUGGGUGUAUAUGAUUAAUUUAUAAGUCCAAAAAUGAGUGUAGUAACUAACGAUUUUAGCUUUAAAUAUCCAUCUCCUGAUAACCACACGUCCCUCACUCCCGCCUCUUAUCACCGUCCUCCAAUCAUAUGUCUUCAUUGAUGUUUCCCUGUUCCAUAAUGGCCUCAGUCUGAUGUCUCACUCUGUCUUAUUUUGGUUUGUUGAUUACUCUUUCUCUUCUCUCUCUUCUUCAGACACAUCUUCGUCAGUGAGGAAGAGUGUGUCUGAGGCGUCCAUCAGCUCGCCCCACUCGGACCCCCCUGAGCAGCCCUCUGACUUCUCCCUGAGGAGAGAGUCUCUGAAGAGCCACACCUGCCAGGACCUGGCAGCCCACGCCAACAACACCCCCGCUGCUGCCCCCACCACUCCUGCCCACAAUGCAAUGGUGUUCCCCGAGCGCACGGUACGAUAAUCCCUGAGUUGCCCUUAACAACAGAUCUAGGAUCAGAUUACCCUCCCCAAAUCCUAACCAUAACCAUUUGGGGGUGGGGGGGUGUUUAAACUGACUUCAGAUCAGUGUAGCAGCUUCAUGCUUACUGCUUUUACAACCACUUCACACACUUGUCACUGAAUUGUAGGCGUUUGUCUAAACUAAGCCUCUCUGACUAACUUACGCAAAUAGAUGGUGACCAAGCUGCUUGUCUUGUUUCCUCUUCCACAGAUUAAAUGGGGGGGAGGGGGGAGGGAUGGAGGCGAUCUCGAGUGUAAACCCCCUAGUUUUCAGUAAGGGAAAUCCCUGUGUUUUUCUUUAAAACCAGUCUGUAUAGCCUCUGUCUCGGGAAAUUGAAAGUCAUUUGCUCAGAUGAAAAAGUAAUGUUUGUUUUCCCGGAUUUAAAUGGAAAAAAACUACUUGAGGCUUUUAGAUUCUUAAAAAAAGUGUUGGCCCAAAGGAAAGCAAUCAUAUAUCCGUACCAAAACAUCAGGUUUUCCCCAGUCCUGGUCCUAACUAGUGUUUAAUUAGUUGCCAUGGUAAACUAUUUUUCCUGUACCCCCCCCGCCUAAGACGUAUUCUUCCUCUCCAAAAGGAGUGGUUCCAUGUCGGAUGCUUUUCCCUUUUGCCUACCCCCCCCUGGGGGGGGAGGGCGUGGGGUGGAGCACCCUCGGGGUUUUUCCCCCGGGCUUUGAACCGCUGCGCUCCCGGCACUGGCGAGAUGAACGGCCCCUCUCUGCGUCAGGAACCCCCACUGUCUCCUACUGGCACCCCCCAGCAUCUAAGGACUGCCCCCCCCUACACCUGUGGUAGGGGGGUGGGGGGAGGGGGGGUAAGGGGGACUACCUAGUGGUGAGAGGGGGGUGGGGGAGGAGGAAAAUGGGAGGGUAGAGGGGGGACACCCAGUGGGGGGAGAGAGGGGGGGUUUAAGGGGCGACUACCUAUGGUGAGAAGAGGGGAAAUGGAGUUGAGGACUGGCUUUUCCAAUUUUCUGGAUUUUCCACCAUUAGAAUUCUUUACUGAUCUUUAAGACCCUCUUUGACCUUUUUGUUUAUCUCUCCCUCCCCCAGGGGCCUGUGCUUUGACCCCCGCUGGAUACUCUGUAAAGUUUGCCAAACGCCUGAGGAACGUGGGUCAGCCCGUCACUCUGUUGGGGGACGACCUCCCGCACGGCUUCCUCAGCCACACAGCUUCCAGGGAGACCCGGGAACGGGUAACGUCUCGCAAAGAAUAGGGACGUCUUUGACCAAAACUCCCCCCGGGGCCGCGCAGCACCCCAAACUGGAAAAGGGCCAAACCGGGGGCUUCCUUUUUUCCCCCGGGGGACCCAGAGAGCCUUUUCAGUACCCCUUGGGGGAGGAAUUCUGGUGGCCCGGGGGGGGGCUAUAUACCAAGGGGGAGGGGUUUGUCGGCAUGGGACACAAACAAAAUGGGUUGUGGGGUAAAGGAUAAUUUGUCGUUUGCUAGAUAAGAGGCUGUUUUUCAAAGGAUUUAAAAAAGAGGAGAAAAGGGGGGGUUGGGCCCCAAAAAACCUGGGGGAGGGAAGAGAGGGAAAAAAGACUGCGGAGGGGAAAAAGCAGAAGGAAGCCCCGGGGUAGAGGGGGAAGAUCAACACUAAAAACACCUCUUCAGCUUUUAAAUCUCAAUUGUGCUUCGUUUUGCACCUGCACGCGACGGGGUUCCCCUAGGUUAAAAACACACCAAAAAACUAAAAACCCUAGCCUUUUUGGGCUGCUGCAUUGUGCUCGGGGUAAACUGGAUUUGGGGGCCCGGCAAUUUUAAAAAAACCCCAAGGGGUUUUGGGGAAAAGGCGAUACAUCCCCCCAUAGAAGGGGGCCUUCCAUCCCUAAACAGAUAGUGGAGACGCCAAUGAAACCCACUGGGCCAUAACAACUUAAAAACCCCUUUCCUUUGGGAGCCACUCUAAAACAAGCUUUAAAAAAACUGUAGAACUCUGAGGUCUAUUAAACUAUUUUUCAGUGAUCUGCCACGUUAGACACUACUUGCUGAUGGGCCCCUCAAAAGGGCGCUGAAGCGCUAAAAACAAAAAACCUAGAAAAUUUCCACAAAAUUUUUUAACCAUAAUUGAUCUAUUCUUUAUAUUCCCUUUUAUUUGGGAUUUUGUGUUUAUAAUUUUUAUUGUUUUUAAAAAACCCUGGAUCAUAAAUUUUAACUGUUUGUUCAAAAGGGUUUUAAACUAUUGUGUGGGGGGAUCUAAAUUAUUUUUCUUAGCUGUGUGGUGCUUACUCUGUUUGUCUCCCAGUUUUUUUGAAGUAGCCAAAAGUUCCCCUACCCCUGCUCCCCAAACAACCCGUCACCCAUAGUCCGUCACGUGAGAUGGGGCUGGGGUUGAUAUUUAGGGAAAAUUAAACUCUAAUCCUGGGGCUUUUUAUUUUACGGAUUUUUAACUAGCCCCUCAAAAAACUAGCAAAGUAUAGCGCAUUUCUUUGACUUUUCAAUCAACAGGACUCAAGAGCAUGGGGAUAUUUUGUGAUUUAAAAUACACUGUUGGGGAGCAAAGACAAGUCACAAAAACUUUUUGAUUUGACAUUUUUAUUUACCACAGUAAUUACGGGGGAAAAAAAGUUUUAGUCCCACCCAAUUGUGCAAUUCUCCCCCUUAAAAAGUGAGAGGGCCGUAAUUUUCAUAAAAGGUACACGUCAAUUAUGACAGACAAAUUGAGGGAAAAAAAAACAGAAAAACACAUUGUAGGAUUUUUUGAAAUUUUUUUGCAAUUAUGGUGGAAAAUAAAUAUUUGGUCACCUUCAACAACAGAUUUCGGCUCUCACGACGUGGCUCCCCUGUCCUCCAUCGUUCCCGAUUAAAGGGACCUUAUUAAAAGACACCGCCACAACCCAUCACAACCCAAACCCCCUAGGCCAAACCAAAAAAGGUCAAGGACACCCGAAAAAAAAAUUUUAGACCGCACCGGCUGGGGAAGACUGAAUUGCAAAGGGGAAGCGCUUGGUUUGAAAAAAUCAACUGUGGGGCAUUAUUAGGAAUGGAAAAAAUACAAGACACUGAUAAUCUCCCUCGAUCUGGGGGUGCACGCAAAAAUCUCACCCCGUGGGGGAAAUGAUCACAAGAACGGUGAGCAAAAAAACCCGCCCACGGGGGGACCGUGAAAGACCCGCAAAAGCUGGGGCAAGUAAAAAAAGCCUACCCUCAGAACCCCUAGCCGCCAGGGGUCAAACCAUGUCCAGCGUGCCCCCGCAACCGUAUGCCAGGGCCCCCUCUAAGUUUUUUAAGGCUUUUGGAAUCCCAAAAAGGAUUGGGGGGAAAAAGUAUAUGGUCAGAUGAAAAAAAAUAGAACUUUUUUGGUGGGGAAAAACCAUACAAUGAUCCAUUCCAUCUCGGGUUUCCCCCAUGGUCCUAGACUAGUGUUAACUUAUGUAUUGCCAUGGUAAACUAUUUUUCCUGUACCCCUCCAGCCUGAAGACGUGAGCUUCUUCCUCUCCAAAGAGGAGGUGGUGUCCAUGUCGGAUGCUCUGUCCUCUGUUGCCAUACCGCCCCCUGAGGGGGAGGAGGGCGUGGCGCUGGAGCACCCUCGGGAGUUCCCCCUGGGCUUCGAACCGCUGCGCUCUGAGCAGCUGGCUGAGAUGAAGCUGGCCACCUCUCCUGUCGUCAGGAACCCCUACAUGUCUCCUCUACUGGCACCCGACAGCAUGCUGAGAGGACUGCCCCCCAUACACCUAGUGGUGAGAGGGAGGUGGUGGGAGGGAGGGUAGAGGGAGGACUACCUAGUGGUGAGAGGGAGGUGGUGGGAGGAGAGAGAGUGGGAGGGUAGAGGGAGGACUACCUAGUGGUGGGAGAGAGGGAGGGUAGAGGGACGACUACCUAGUGGUGAGAGAGAGAGGGAAAUGGAGUUGAGGACUGGCUUGUCCCAAUCCUAUUCUGGACUUUUCCACCAAUUAGAAUUCUUUACAUGAUCUUAUAAGACCCUCUUUGACUCUGUUGUUUAUCUCUCCCUCCCCCUAGGCCUGUGCUUUAGACCCCAUGCUGGAUGACUCUGUAAUGUUUGCCAAGCGCCUGAGGAACGUGGAUCAGCCCGUCACUCUGUGUGUGGUGGACGACCUCCCGCACGGCUUCCUCAGCCUAUCACAGCUCUCCAGGGAGACCAGGGAAGCGGCUAACGUCUGCGUCAACCGAAUCAGGGACGUCUUUGACCAGAAGGACUCUCCCCAGGAGCCGCGCAUGCACCGCAAGCUGGAAAGGACCAAUCGCGGUGCUUCCUCUGUCGCCACGGGAGACCCAGAGAAGCUCUUUGCAGUACCCAUUCAGGAGGAGGAGCUUCUGGUGGCCCGGGGAGGGGCUAUAGUACCAGAUGGGGAGGGGUUAGUCGGCAUGGCAGCACAGAACAACAUAGACGUUGUGGGAUAA